Molecule: messenger RNA, 1365 nt
Organism: Colletotrichum abscissum
Lineage: Eukaryota; Fungi; Ascomycota; Sordariomycetes; Glomerellales; Glomerellaceae
Exons: 2
Source: RefSeq, a predicted model, not a curated record
CCUUUUGUCCAUCGAGACUCAACCAUCGAGCCGCUUUUUUUUUCUCUCAUUUGGCCGCCGUUUCAACCGCAGCUUGUGCGUCUACUUCAGACUCGACAGCAACUUCGCCCUGGCCUUGGGCACCUUCGAGUCGACCAUCGCUUCGAUAGUGUGUCGGAAUUCGCCCAUUACGCGUACGACUUGCGACUGCCGGGAAUCAUGGGGGAUCGAACGCUAUUUAUCGUUCUUCUCUAUCUGGCCUUCGGUCUCCUAGUCAACGCUACGGAAAGCGAAAACGACGACUAUGACCAGUGCUACUUUGAUGCAGGUUAUGUCGGUCCACCUAACCUUCUGCCUUGCUUACCGGCGAAUGAAACAAAAGGUGGCUUCAGUUGGUGCUGUCUGGCAGGGGACGCCUGCGUCAAUGAAGCCUGUUGGAAUCAUGAUUCGGGCGUGACUUAUCAGUAUGGCUGUAACGACCCGAAUUACGCAGACAAAAUCUGUCCCCUCAAGGGCGAUCUCGACCCAGCCAAGUCCCCCUGGAUAGGGCUUGUCCGGUGCGAUACUGAGAACGAAGGUAUUCUGAAAUACUGGGCUUGUAACCAUCCAGAUACCUGCGGCGAAAAUUGCCCGACUGAACCCGAGCGACCGCAGGUCACCCAAUCUGUCUGGCCCUGGAAACCUCAGGCUUUGCCACCCAACAAAGACUGCAAAGAUCUAGGAAGGCGGGUUUUGGCAAUGUAUGCCCCAGCAACGAUUCCUUCAGCUGGCGGUGUCCCAUUGGCGUAUACGGCCCCCGCAAACAAACCGUCUCUAUCAAUGCCGCCGUUGCAAAGCAGCGGCACGACGACAUCUCUGGCUUCUUCAACCACACCUACCUCUAUUUCCGAUCCUGGGACUUCUGUCGUAAACAUCACAUCACCCACAGCUGCCACCCCUACAUCCGUGGACUCCGAGACGAGCAGCUCAACCCUAGGCACCGGGGCUAUUGCUGGCAUUGCCGUUUCCUCCGCCUUUCUCAUAGGAUCAGCCUUGUUCGUCGCCUUCAUGCUACUCCGACGUCGUCGCUCCCGACAUGGUCCGGUACUCAACACCCAUGAGACUGAGACUUAUGACCACGAACAGACUGUUCCUGCAGAAUUGCCUGACGAGAAACACAACCUUAUAAAUCCCCACACCCCGUCCACAGCCUCGGACGCAGGACAGGGCCGGCCAGUCUCGGACAUGACUCUGAGCAUGUUUUCGCCCAGUCCGCUCAGUACGCCGAGAACUCCAGGCUCGCCGUAUUACUACCACGGCGUCGGCCAAGCCCCUUCGGAGUUGGCGGAUCAGCCAAGGGCUAUACACGAGAUGCCGGCAAUCAAUGAACGGGUCGAGAUGCCUUGA